This is a messenger RNA of Achroia grisella, 4267 nucleotides long. RefSeq names its product gamma-aminobutyric acid type B receptor subunit 2 (gene GABA-B-R3). The record is from RefSeq and is a predicted model, not a curated record. Lineage: Eukaryota; Metazoa; Arthropoda; Insecta; Lepidoptera; Pyralidae. The transcript has 16 exons. The coding region runs from base 1 to 4098 and encodes 1365 amino acids. Gene Ontology annotation, molecular function: G protein-coupled GABA receptor activity. Gene Ontology annotation, cellular component: membrane; G protein-coupled receptor heterodimeric complex. Gene Ontology annotation, biological process: G protein-coupled receptor signaling pathway; gamma-aminobutyric acid signaling pathway.
AUGAGAGGGCCGUCGCAAUCCACUUCGUCCCUUAACUUCCACUGUUCACCCCUCUACGGAAGAUCCUUUAAAAUUCCCUUCACCUUCUCGCUUUCCUUUAUCUUAAUCCUGUUUCCAUUAAUUAACACACAAAUGCACGCAAACAAUUUAACGUUUCAAAAUCAAUUAAACACUAUAUAUAAUAAUUCAUUAAAACAUUUCAACUUUAAUUACGCCAAUGCAUCAAGUAAUAUUGAUGAUAAUACAACAAUAGUAUUUAGUGAAAAAUAUCAAACACUAUUAGAUAGGUUCAGAAGAAAAAAAGUAACAAAUACAAAUUUAACACCUCAUAAUGAAAGCAAUAAUUUGGAAACGUCAACAAAAGUUAAUAGGAAAGGUGUAAUUAAUAACACAACUUUAAAAAAUGAUAAUGAAGUUUUAGAAUUUCAAUUAUUAAAUAAUACUGUAGAUAUAGAAGCUAACAGAACGUAUAGAGAAAUAGAAACAAAACCAAGAAAAAUAGAUGGCAACUCAAUGGAAAAACUAAGAGUGGACGAUGCAACUAGAACUAAAAUAUUUCAUGACUUUUUCACUACUGUACACAAAAAUGUUAAAUCUAAAUCUGAAGUGCAUGAUAAUGAUCAAUCUGUAGAUUUAAUAAGAUUCAAUGAAAGUAUAGUAGAAGAUUAUUUAAUUGGAAGUAAUAUAGAAAAUACGUCAAAUCAAGAUAUAGUGACAAGAUUCUUGAACGAGUCAUUAGGAUAUCCUAUUGAUGACCUCUUUUCCUCUCAUAUUCCUGCAACUGCAACAUUGCAAACACCACGAGCAAGCUUUUUCGAUGAUCUCCCAAAAUCGACAUCAAAUCGCAUAGUUUCUAUACUGGGAUUAUUCGAGCUGUCGGUAGGCGAUGCUCCCCGAGCAGAUGGUGCAUCCGAGCUGGCGGCAGCUAGGCUUGCAGUGGCACACGUCAACGACAGAGCUCUUCUACCUGGCUACAAGAUGCACCUAAUCACCAAUGAUACUAAGUGCGACCCUGGUGUGGGUGUAGACCGAUUCUUCCAUGCUCUCUACACUGAGAGGGACUCCCGGAUGGUCAUGCUGUUGGGUACUGCGUGCUCCGAGGUCACAGAGAGCAUCGCAAAGAUCGUGCCCUACUGGAAUAUCGUUCAGGUGUCAUUCGGGUCUACUUCACCAGCCCUCAGCGACCGUUCUGAAUUCCCACUGUUCUGUCGCACAGUCGCACCAGACUCCUCUCAUAACCCGGCAAGAAUCGCAUUUAUCAGGCAAUUCGGCUGGGACACAGUGACAGCUUUCUCGCAGAACGAAGAAGUUUACUCAUUGGCUGUUAAUGAGCUGGUGACACAACUGGAAGCUGCCAACAUCACCUGCGCAGCAUCCAUAACAUUCGCCGAGUCAGACUUCAAGGAGCAACUACAGCAGCUAAAGGCACUGGAUACCCGCAUCAUUAUAGGCAGUUUUUCGCAGGAAAUGAUUCCGAAGAUCUUCUGCGAGGCAUUCAAGCUAGGCAUGUUCGGAGCGGAGUACGCGUGGGUUGUAGCUGGCGCCCCGCCCCGAGUACGCGGUGCGGCUCCGUGCGCGCGCGCACAGUUAGCCCGCGCUCUCGAGGGGCUGGUCACCGUGACCGCCCACAGAGGGCUCGUCGGCGACCUCGUCUCGUAUUCCGGACUGACAAAUGAGAUGUUCUAUCGAGAAAUGGAAAGCGCCGGCGUUCCAGUAUCGCCCUACGCUCCGCAGACUUACGAUGCCGUUUGGGCAAUAGCCCUGGCAAUGAGCAAAGCUGAGAAUCUCUGGCGAAAAUUAGAAAUGACCGACAAUAAUGGAACAUUACACAAGGGCGGUUGGAAACUCGGAUUGGGCCACUUCGAUUAUGACAGAAAGGAUAUGGCCGAAGAAUUCUUGAACCAACUAGCCAACCUUAGCUUUCUGGGUGUUUCGGGUCCAGUUUCAUUCAACGGAGCCGACAGAAUAGGAACGUCUGCAUUUUAUCAAAUACAAGGUGGACGACCAAAAACAGUAGCUCUGUAUAUCCAUGGUAGGGAACUGAGGUGUAAAGACUGUGCGAGACCACAAUGGGCUGGUGGUAUACCAGCCGCGAGGAGAGUCCUGGUACUCAGGGUAGACUCCGUGUGGGCGCCGGCGAGACUCGCCGUGGCGGCCUUGGCUGCUGCUGGUGUAGCUCUCGCUUUAGCGUUCUUAGUGUUCAAUUUGCAUUAUAGUAAGCGAAGAUCCAUAAAAUUGUCAUCACCACGGCUCAACAACAUGACCCUUAUUGGCUGUGUGUUAGUGUACACCGCAGUGGCCUUGCUGGGACUCGAUAAUGCCACGCUGCCUUCUUACGUACCCUUCUCCGCUAUGUGUACCGGUAGAGUCUACAUCCUAUCGGCUGGUUUCUCCCUAGCGUUUGGCUCGAUGUUCGCCAAAACCUAUCGAGUUCAUCGUAUAUUUAUAAGUAACCGCAGUGGAGUUUGCAAGACGAAGCUCCUGCAGGACACACAACUAAUUUCCUUAGUCUGUGCAUUACUGGUGAUCGACGGCUUAAUAGUAACCUUGUGGGUUAUGCUUGACCCAAUGGAACGACACCUUAAGAACCUAACUAUAGAGAUCAGCGCCACAGAUCGAAGUGUUGUUUAUCAACCGCAGAUAGAAGUUUGCAAAUCUCAGAACACUACCGGAUGGCUAUGCGCUCUCUACGCUUAUAAGGGAUUGCUCCUAAUCGUCGGUGUGUACAUGGCUUGGGAGACCAGGAAUGUGAAGAUAUCAGCUCUCAACGACUCCAAAUACAUCGGGAUCAGCGUUUAUUCCGUCGUCAUUACAAGUACUAGUGUGGUCGUGAUUGGGACAAUAAUUUCUGAAAGGGCUACACUAGCGUACAUCACGAUUACCAGUCUCAUUCUUAUUACAACAACAUCGACACUGUGCUUGCUAUUUUUGCCAAAAAUUGUGGCUAUUAUGAGAAAUGUGGAAGAAGAUCCUGUCAUCCAAAGCAUGGGACUCAGACUAGAAUGUAAAACUAGAAGAUUUGUCACGGACGAGACCCAAGAACUGCAUUUUAGAAUAGAAAUACAAAAUAAAGUGUACAAAAGAGAAGUAGCAGCACUAGACAAGGAGAUUGGAAGACUGGAGAAGUUGCUAGCGGAGCCACUGGAGUCUGCUAGUAGUUCCAACGUGUCCAUUUCUUUACAUAAACGAACUGAACUAAAUACUGUAGAAGAAGAAGGCCGAACUCGAUCAGACUCUGAUAGACGUACUCCCAGCAUUAGCGGCGGCCUACCAAUGCUCCUGCUUUCUGUACUCCCACCAGUCAUACCUAGAGCGAGUUGGCCUUCAGCAGAAGCCUGCAGAGGUCGAAACUCAGUCAGCUUCAGUUCCCAACCCAAACUCUUCCAUAGAAAAUCACAACCAGCUAUAGAUUUGUACAGUCUGUGUUUAAAUAAGCGAGAAGAAAAUCCUGGUCUCCUAAGUAGACUAAAAAGCUUUUUCGGAAGCAGACCAUCUAGUAGGAAAGCAUCAACGAUGUCUAUAGCAGAUCCUACUGGACAAAGUAUAGCAGCUGCUUUGAAGAUGCACGUAGGAAUGAUUGCAGGUCUAGUGCCAGGAAACAGGAAACAUUCAAUGGUGUUAUCGUGCAACACAUUACAUGUACCACAUCCAGAAAUAAGAUUACGAAGAGAGUCAUACGCUAAAAGUGGACCGAUCAUACGAGUGACUGAUGACGAACCGUCCUGUUCCUAUCAAUCAGAAAGGAGUAUAUCAUCAGGUGCACAAAAGUACAUCGCUGAACCUGAGACUAAAGUCAAUUUUGUACUUCCAAGUACCCAUAAUAAAUCAAUGUCCCAUCAAAAUUCUAGUGAGAGGAUCAAAGGUUCGCCGAGGUUUCCUCAUAGGAUAUCACCAACUGCUCUCAGCUUAACAACCUUAGAUAAUAGACGGAAGACAAGCGCGGAUAGUGUGUUCAGUAUAGCAGGGAAAGUGUAUGAUGAACAGAGAAGAUAUAGUCAUCAGAACGUUAGUGAUCAAGAGUCUAAAACUAAAGCAAUUUUAGAAAACAGGUGGAAGUCCACGGAAGACGCCAGGCCUGGACCUUCGUCAAGUAACUGAAACAACUAAAUUGUAGCUCAAUGUUAGCAAUUUAAUAAUAAAAAAAAAUAUAGCUAAUAAUAACGUUGUCCUGUCCGGAAAGGCAUCACCUACUGUUCAAUUGUUUUUCAACCAUCCAAGAACCCCUUAAAAUAUAAACUGAAAAAUUUAUAUAAAUCUGACCAGCAUA